CCUCGCAGCUUCCCGUGCAGCAUCUCUUGGAUGGCUACCAGUGCGGCCACGAAGAUGACCACCUGUCUUACGGGGAAACGGGAAUGCCGGUCCCUCCUUUCGGCUGCACCUUCUCUGCAGCCCCAAAUUUGGAGCAUGUACUGGCAGUUGCAAAUGAAGAUGGAUUUGUUAGACUGUAUGAUACUGAAGCUCAAACUACCAGCAAACUCAUCUUUAAGGAAUGGCAGGCUCACUCCAAUGCUGUAUUUGACCUUGCCUGGGUACCAGGGGAACACAGGAUUGUCACUGCUUCAGGAGAUCAGACAGCCAAGGUGUGGGAUGUGAGAGCCGGGGAGCUUCUUGGCAUCUGCAAAGGUCACCAGUGUAGCCUCAAGUCAGUUGCUUUUUCUAGAUUUGAGAAAGCGGUCUUCUGUACUGGAGGCAGAGAUGGAAACAUCAUGGUUUGGGAUACCAGAUGCAAUAAGAAAGAUGGAUUUUAUAGGCAGGUGAAUCAAAUCAGUGGAGCACACAAUGUGGUUGACAAGCAAACUCCUUCCAAACCGAAGAAGAAAAGACAGAACUUAAGAGGACUUGCUCCCCUGGUGGAUUUCCAGCAGAGUGUAACUGCGGUGCUGCUUCAGGACGAGCAUACUCUUAUCUCUGCAGGAGCUGUUGAUGGUGUGAUCAAAGUAUGGGACUUGCGGAAGAACUAUGCAGCCUACCGUCAGGACCCGGUGCCUUUCAAGUCUUUUUGCUACCCUGGGACCAGUACUCGCAAACUUGGAUAUUCUAGCCUAGUUUUGGAUUCCACUGGUGCUAAUCUGUUUGCUAACUGCACUGAUGACAGUAUCUACAUGUUCAAUAUGACGAGUUUAAGGACCAUUCCAGUGGCAGUUUUCAGCGGGCACCAGAAUUCAACCUUUUACAUCAAAUCCAGCACAAGCCCAGACGACCAGUUCCUGGUCAGCGGCUCGAGUGACUGCAACGCAUACAUCUGGAAGGUUUCUGAGCCCAGCCUUCCUCCACGGAUACUCCUUGGUCACUCUCAAGAAGUCACCUCCAUUGCUUGGUGUCCUUCAGACUUCACUAAGAUUGCCACGUGCUCUGAUGACAACACUGUGAGGAUUUGGCGCUUACGAUGUCGGCCUGAGGAGGAGAAAUCAGCAUUCAGCAAAAUCAGCUUGGUGGGCUGGGUCACUCAGAAGAAACCAGAACAACGUGGAGCAGGACUGCCAUCCAGCCCACAGAAUACUCCUGCCAAGGCCUUCACAGUGGGCAGCCCAUGCAUUUCCUCGCCACGGCCAGCUGCCUGUGCUCCCAUUUAUUCUGGAGACCUUCCGCUGUCUACAAACACUCCAACAGGCGCUCUCAAAACCCAGAUGGCCGCAGCCUGCACCCCAGCCAAGCAGAGUGGAGCCAGCCCAUGCACUUCUCCCAAACUGAUCCCUUCCUCUAAAAUGUCCAUUAAACAUUGGGUUACAAGGACUCCAUGCUCUUCUCCUACAGAGGUGGGGAAAAAGGCUCCUUCUCCUAGAAAAGCCCUGGCAGAAGUCACCCAAGGUCUCCUGGAAGCUGCUUGUCCUCCUAAGGCCCCACACUCGCAGUUUGAAAAGCGUGCCAAGAGAAGGCUUGACUGCAGCAAGGAAGACAAUGCGGGGCAGAAGUGUCUGCAGGCCUGUAGCUGCGUGACUGAACUGGACCAUGCGGCUAAGAAAUCCAAGCUGAAUUUAUGUCACUUGGCUGCAGACCAAAAAGCUUGUGAUGAAGGCUCUCUCAGCCUGGCUGACUUGGAUAACGACCAUGAGGGCUCCAGCCGCAACCCAGAAGAACCUUCCUUUCCUGGAAGCCAUAUUAAUCCAUCAGGCAUUCAAACUCCCCCCCAUCUUUUCAGAUCUCCGUGCAGGAAAGACACUGAGGUAGUAGAUAAGGAGAAUAGUUCACCUGAAAGAAAAAAUUGGUUGUCUGCUCUGGGAGAGAAGCUCCGGACUGGCAGAGCUGGCAGCCAGAGCGCGUCAAACAGCCCCCCAUCAUCUUGCAGUCCCGGUGCCAAACGACAAGAGACUGUGGCAGCAGCCACUUCACCGAAAACUGCUGCAACCACUUCAGUUUCCAUGAGGAAGAUCUGCACAUACUUCCACAGAAAGCCACAGAAUGACUGA
Messenger RNA from Balearica regulorum gibbericeps (East African grey crowned-crane), 2138 nucleotides. NCBI's taxonomy places the organism in Eukaryota, Metazoa, Chordata, Aves, Gruiformes, Gruidae. The record is from RefSeq and is a predicted model, not a curated record.